This is a messenger RNA of Anopheles nili, 1842 nucleotides long. RefSeq names its product homeotic protein labial-like. Gene Ontology annotation, molecular function: DNA-binding transcription factor activity, RNA polymerase II-specific; RNA polymerase II cis-regulatory region sequence-specific DNA binding. The transcript is spliced from 5 exons. Bases 1 to 1842 code for a protein of 613 amino acids. Gene Ontology annotation, biological process: regulation of transcription by RNA polymerase II. The record is from RefSeq and is a predicted model, not a curated record. Gene Ontology annotation, cellular component: nucleus. Lineage: Eukaryota; Metazoa; Arthropoda; Insecta; Diptera; Culicidae.
AUGAUAGACAUAAGUAUGUACGGAAAUCAUUCUUCGCACACCAGUGGGUUUCAGAACAGUGAUCUUGGGACUGGAGGCUACCCCUAUUUCACAGCCGGACACCAUCAUCACCACCACUUUCACCAGCACCAAAGGCAUCCUGCACCGCAACAACAUCAUACAAAUUCCGCUAACAGCAGUGCGCAUAAUGGUAGCACAUCUGCGAAUCAUAGAAACAGCAGCAGUAUCAGUUGCAACUCUAGUAGCAACUCUACGGCGUCUUCUAACAGCGGCAAUAGCAAUACCACUAGUAGUGCAACCGCGAACUGCUCUAAUAAUACGCCCACGGUGAACAUUCACCCGGCUUCGUAUACUCACGCACCCCACCUCUACAGCCCGUCUGCGAUCGAGUAUGGCAUCACUACCUCCAGCUCGCCGACGAACGAUUUGUACUUCGAAAACGGCGAUAGUCAAAGUGCUAUUUAUUACGGACCCGGGCAUGCCACUGUUCCGGGCCCGUUCCAGGAGAACCGUAUCAUAAGCGCGGACAAUGGGCUAAGCUACACAAACCUUGAUUAUGCCAUGUACCACCAGGCACAGGCGCAGGAUUGCGCAGACGCUACCUCCGGGUAUGUUGCGCACCAACACGAUACCAAAUUGCAUCUGCACCGCUACGGUGCGACCACCUUUUCUGGUGCUGUAACGGACGACGUGGUUGCCAGUGAUCAUCACCAUCACCUUCCCCAUAAUCACCUUCAGCACCAUCCACACAUCGCCCUACCUCACCAUCUUCCACAUCCUCACAGCUCGGUUUCUCCAGGCAUUGCGCCAGCUGGGGCCAGCGGAUCAACUGCCACCUGGGGCCAACUGUACCCCGACGCGGUUGGUUCGCAACAGCAGCAUUCGCAUCUACAGCCACAGUCCCACAGUCAGCAACAGCACUCUGUUACACAGUGUGGCUCGAAUGUUGCUACCUCUGGGAGCCUUCUCGAGGCCCAAGCUCUACUAAGCACAAGUGCUUCUGACGACGGAGACAGCAACAGCGGGGGAGGUGGGGGUGUUGGCGGUAGCUUCUCCCACCUACAACAUCAUACCCACCACCACCAACACCAUCACCACCAUCCCCACCAUUCGCACCAGCAACAGCACCACCAUCAUCACCACGGUAGUCUGCCACAGCAUAGUGGAAUGCAUGGUCAGCAGCAGCAACAACCGUCGCCGAAUCCGCAUUCGCAGCAGCACUCACAGCAGCAGCAGCAGCAACAACAUCAGCAACAGCAGCAGCAAAAUCAACAAAAUGCACCGACCUACAAGUGGAUGCAAGUCAAACGAAACGUGCCAAAGCCUCCAAUGACCAAGCCCGUACCAAUAUCAACGCCACCGGAAUAUCACAUCCCCGCACAUGUUCUCGAUCCUCUCCGAGGAGUACCAAACCAUGCAACCGUAGCUCCUACCACUGUGUCGCCCCACCAGUCAAGCUUUCUGAUGAACAAUAACAGUACGGGCCGAACUAAUUUUACCAACAAGCAGCUAACAGAAUUGGAGAAAGAAUUCCAUUUCAAUAAAUAUCUUACACGAGCAAGACGAAUAGAGAUAGCAAAUGCUUUGCAUUUAAACGAAACACAAGUAAAAAUCUGGUUCCAAAAUAGGCGCAUGAAGCAAAAGAAGCGUGUUAAGGAAGGUUUAGUCCCGCCGGAAGUGCAAAGCCAAUCGCCGAAACACUCCGCCAUCAUCAACGAUUCCUCAUCCGUGGGCUCUGCAGCGACAACGGCAGCGGGAGCAAUUACGACUGCCCCUGGAACUACGAUCUCUUCAACCCUGAAUGAAAGCAAUGAAAAUAGUCGCGAAUCAACCACCAUCUAG